CCCUCGAGAACAAACCAUCAUCACACUUCAAUCAUCACUACUACUUAACGCGGUCUUCUCUCUAAACUUUCUCAGCCACCACCACAGGAACAACACCACAAACAGCAGCAGAAGCAGAAAGCAAAAGCAAUCGAAGAUGCACUUCCACCUCAUCCCAGCCCUCCUCUCCAUCACCACCACCCUCCUCUUUACUCCCCUCGUCCGCGCCGACAACGACCUCGACUCUGACGAUGUCCCCGACCGCUGCUGGUCCGUCUGCGGUCCCGUCGUAGGCAUAACCCAGGGCUGCGACCACCGGUACGACGACAACGACCGCGCCGAGCUCAACUGCAUCUGCAACUGGGCCGAGGCACCUACUCUUCUGCCAUUGUGCGAGGCCUGCAUCGCCAAUUACCGCAGAGAGCAUGACCAUGACGACGACCAUGAUGCGCAUGAUAAUGAUGCCUACGACAUCCUCACCUCCUGCUCUCUGUCCACGACAACCUGGAACGCAGCGGCCGCUACUUCUGCCCUUCAGUCUGUGAACAGCACGAGUGCUACUGCUACCGCUACUGGCUCUGGUGCUGGGGCUAGUGGUACUGGCUCUGCGGCUUCGACCGGUGGUUCUGCUGCUGCCGCGUCUUCUACUGGUGAUGUUAAUGGGGCUGUUGGAGUGAGCGUUCCCGGGCUCUCGUCUGUGGCGGUGAUGUUGGCCAUGGGUAUGGGGUAUUUGGGUAUGGUUUGAGAUGGAUGGAUUAUUGAUUGAGGAAAUGCAUGGACGGUCAUGGUCAUGAGAAAUGAGUUUCAUAUUGAUGAGAUGAGAUUUUAACAUCUCUAGGAUACCUCCGUUGGUUAUCUGAUAUUCUAUCUUGGGGUGAUGUUUGUGAUAGCUGAGGGUGGAGGAUGAUAUAAGGGUGGCUAUCUUUGAUGGAUAGGUAUAGGACGUUCCUUACAGAAGUAAUACAUGAUUCUGCGCUUUGGUCUUGCUUCUUUGUGGUGUGCAUGUGGAUAGCUGUAUAUGCACAACAAUCAG
Molecule: messenger RNA, 1012 nt
Organism: Aspergillus costaricaensis CBS 115574
Lineage: Eukaryota; Fungi; Ascomycota; Eurotiomycetes; Eurotiales; Aspergillaceae
Product: putative GPI anchored protein
Exons: 2
Coding region: 137-724 (195 amino acids)
Source: RefSeq, a predicted model, not a curated record